Molecule: messenger RNA, 702 nt
Organism: Zymoseptoria tritici IPO323
Lineage: Eukaryota; Fungi; Ascomycota; Dothideomycetes; Mycosphaerellales; Mycosphaerellaceae
Exons: 1
Coding region: 1-702 (233 amino acids)
Source: RefSeq, a predicted model, not a curated record
AUGAGCUCCACCAAAGACUACACCUGGCACUUCAACAACCGCCAUGAGUUCGAUCUGCUGUUGUACUACGGCCCGAUAGAUGACAGAGAAGAACUGUUCCUCAAACAGUCAAUCCUCUGCUACCAGUCCAAGCUGUUCGAAAAGGAAUGUGCCAAUACGCCGUCUGUCCCAAGAGGCCACUCUCACGCCCGUGGGGUAGGGCCAACGCUCCACGUCACCAUCGAAGCGUACUAUGAUGCCAGGAUGGUCGAUGGAGUUAUCUAUGCACUGCACAGACCGAUGCAUAAAGCGAAGGAGUGGCUUGGUGGGAUGGGAUGGGCAGCACUUCUCCGAAUCUUCGAAUUUGCUGAAUACCUUGGGCUGCAUGAGUUCGAGCCAGUCGUCCGUGAUCUGCUCUUGCAGCGGGUGGGCGAGAUUCUAGACCCUGCCGAAGUUCGUCGGGCAAUCGAUGUUGUUGGUCCGCUGCAAAGCAGAUAUGUUGCGCAUGGACAGUUUGCUCUUGACUUGGACCAGGUCAUGGCAAGACUGCUUCACCAGCGGGAGCGGACAAGGGAUAGGCAGCGAGAACAGACCGAGGCGACGAGGAGGGAUCUGAGAAGGAUCAUGGGCAUGCUUUGCGAUCCGGAUGCGAGGUACCAGAUUUCGGAGGGGGAGUAUGAGAGGUUUGCGGAAGCUGUGAAGCGCAGUAAUUGGCUUUUGUAG